This is a messenger RNA of Trypanosoma theileri, 1296 nucleotides long. RefSeq lists its product as uncharacterized. NCBI's taxonomy places the organism in Eukaryota, Euglenozoa, Kinetoplastea, Trypanosomatida, Trypanosomatidae. The record is from RefSeq and is a predicted model, not a curated record. Bases 1 to 1296 code for a protein of 431 amino acids. The transcript has a single exon.
AUGGGUAUUCUUACUAAUUUGUAUGAAACAUUAGCCACCCAGGGUCGCCUGGAAUUAUUGCUUACUCUUGGUAUGUAUGAUGAACGAGUUUAUGAAGUUGUUGAACGGCAUCAUCUAACAGAUAAGAUUAUAGACAUGUUACCAUCACCACAAGCGGCGAUGUUUCUCUCACGUGGUAUGGCAUAUGAUUGUAUUAAUGAGGAAGUUAUUCGAAAUUUUAUUAAAAUUUGUAUGAUGUUAUCACGAUAUAAAACAGUUGAAGAAGGUGCAAGUCUUGCAGAACUUAUUGGAAAUUGUGGAGUUCCAGAACAAUAUCGUAUGAAUAUGUUUAACUUUAGUGAGACAUACCGUCAUAUGAUAUUGUCAAAAUCAUACUUUCCACAACGAUCAGUGUUAAAACUUUUAGCAUACAUUUUUUGUGAUGAUAUUUUAACUGAUGCAGUGGCUCAACUUCAAUACAAAUCCGAUAUUUUGAAUCACGUAAAUAAGGUAUUUGUUGAUACUCCAGAUUUUGUUUCAUGGCGUUUUUCUGUACGAGUUAUGUCUCUAGCUGGUGGAUUUAAUGAAGAUCGUAGUGAUGUAGAAUAUACAGAAGCUCUUACUCGUCUGGUAACACGCACUAUUCCAGAGUUUUUUCUAUACUUUACUGUUACCUUUGUAUACGCCAUGUUUCGUCAUUACCCACGACGUGUGCGUGGUAUUAUUCCACGUUGGUUGGCACGUCAACGAGCUCUUUUCUCUGGUGUGUACUGUGGUUUGUUGGGAAUUUAUGUGAAUUCAAUUCUGGAGUAUCGUGUUCAUCGUCACCGCAUGUUGUAUGAAGUACGAAAGAGUCAAGAGUUCCGUCGUCGCCGCGGGGCAAAGAGACGUGGAACGGAAUAUAUACAAAAUACAUACUUUGAUAACCUUGAGGGAGUUACGCGUCGUAUUCACUCUAUGCAGUGUACGGCUUAUACAAUAACGGGAGGGGCAUUGUUGCUUUCACUAUUGCCUCUCACACCAAUAAAGUUUCCCAAAUGGAUGGGAGAUGUGGCGUGGCGACAUCCAUUCGUUCCCCGUCUUUUUCCAACAGUUUUGGGAAUGCACUCGGCAUCACGGUGUUUAGUACCAUUUGUGUUUGCGCCCUUUACGAUACUCACAGCGGCACGAUUUAAUGGCGCAGGAGCCACACUGUACGAUCGCUACGUGGAGUUUAGAAUGCGAUUAUGGUAUCGUAAGGUUGAAGUGGCGUUUGACACAUCAACAAAUGUUGCUGAGGUUGAUAUCACGAAGGAACAGCAACGAAAAACGAUUUAG